CUUGGUUUCAAUCAAACCAGGCCAUGACACGACUCUGACCAGCGCUCGAUAACGCCCCGUUAUACCGCAGAGACACCCGCGCUUCAUGGACGCCGAGGAGCUUCUUCGCGGGAUCACGCCCCUCGCGGGCGACGUGACUGCCAUCCGGACCGUGCAAGAAACGCGUCCGCUCGAAGAAUUCGCCGACGCAUACGUCGCGGAAGUCAAUGUCAAAAGCGCCUCGAAGGUGAUCAAAGCCCUGGACUCGUCUUUUCCCCGCGACCCGUCCCAACCGAUGAACCACCUCCGUCGCUUCGCAAAACACAACCAAGUCCCCGAGCAUCUUCGCCCUGCCCUCCUCCGUGACGGAUCCUCCCCGUCGCAGACCAUCUUCGUCCUGAUCUCCCCUCCCCUCCCCGAUACCGAGACCCUACAAAAAGUCCUCGCCCCUUUCGUGCCGGAGAAUGCCGUCUCCGAAGAGGGCGCCGUGCCCCUUCACCCCGUCCGCAUCCCCCUCCAACCACCCAUGACAACCGUCCAGGCCGACACGUGGUCGAAAAGCAUGUGGCCCGUCGUGUUCAACCCCGCCGCACCCCGAGCGAUGGUCGCUCCACCCCCACACGUCCUGAGCCGCGCCCGCGAGCUCAUCCAGCCCAACGCAGGACGGUAUCUGGCUCUGGCGCAGCAGAUGGCCGAGGUGGCGGAACAGUCGGGUCUAGGUCGGGGGGUGGGUGCCGUGGUCGUUGACCCGGACCUGGAGGCGGAGAUCGAGAUCGACGAGACAGACGAGGCAGGGAAUAUCCGCUGGGCGGACGCGGUGGUCGCGGUCGCGGGUGACGGACGGUACUCGCGUCGCGAGGUAGGCAUGGACGACCCGCCGCAACCGGGGACCGGCCCGAACCCCAAUAUCCAGACGUAUGACGCCGAUCGCGAGGGUGGCCCGGAGCUGCAUGCGCUGAUGCGCGUCGUGGAAUUGAUCUCCAGCAAGCGCCGACAGGACGGCCCCGUGUCGGCUACCGGUCGCCCGUGUCUGAAUUACCUGGAAACGUACUUCAUGGCGCAGUCGGAUGUCCCGGUGUCGGAGUCUCACGAUUCGUCCCCCGUGCCGGAGAAGUAUCAGAAGACCACGGAGACGGCCGCGCAUGCCAUCCACAAGGAAUCCGAGACCGAGGACGUCCCUGCGUCGCGCAUCCGUCCCCGCUCGCAGGGCGGCUACCUGUGUACCGACCUGGAUGUGUAUCUGACCCACGAGCCGUGUAUCUGCUGCUGCAUGGGUCUGCUGCUGUCGCGCUUCCGGGCGGUCAUCUUUCCGCGGGGAGGCCGGAUGGUGUCGGGCGGACUGGCGUCCGAACCGGUCGUCCAGCCAGUGCCGGUGGAGACUGAGAUCGAGGCAGAGGCAGAAGCAGAGACAGAGACGGAGGGUGAAGCGGCUGCUGAUUCUGCAGAGGACAAGAAGAAGGGAGCAGAGCCAGCCAAGUCGCGGGAGUACUACGGGCUGCACUGGCGCAAGGAGCUGAACUGGCGGGCGUUAGGGUUCGAGUUUGUAGAGGAGCGGCCAGUCGCGGUGCGCGCCGAGGAAGGCGUGGCUUUUCACGCCUGA
This is a messenger RNA of Aspergillus heteromorphus CBS 117.55, 1579 nucleotides long. Its product is annotated as putative tRNA-specific adenosine-34 deaminase subunit Tad3. Gene Ontology annotation, molecular function: catalytic activity. Lineage: Eukaryota; Fungi; Ascomycota; Eurotiomycetes; Eurotiales; Aspergillaceae. The record is from RefSeq and is a predicted model, not a curated record. The transcript is spliced from 3 exons. Bases 86 to 1579 code for a protein of 497 amino acids.